This is a messenger RNA of Aureobasidium pullulans EXF-150, 480 nucleotides long. RefSeq lists its product as uncharacterized. Lineage: Eukaryota; Fungi; Ascomycota; Dothideomycetes; Dothideales; Saccotheciaceae. Bases 146 to 409 code for a protein of 87 amino acids. The transcript has a single exon. The record is from RefSeq and is a predicted model, not a curated record.
UAGCAGUCAUGAAUUGGCAUCACGCAAUCUUGCAUUGGUCUAUCGUGAUACAUAUGCAUAGUCUUCGUGUCUUGCUAUUCGACGUACUCUAAAGCAUCGAAGAUUCUUGAGACUUCGAGGCCUCUGUCACCGUUCGAGAAGGUGCAUGUCGACGACCUUGAUGGUUACUCAUGAUCAUGUACAAUUGAAGACUUGUCAAAUUAUCGUAUCUAAUGAGACUUGCCAGGACGUUGCUUGUCGCAUCAUGCUAGUACAAUCAUGCUGGAAGCCGAUGAUGUCGAAUAGUCAUGUUUGUGCCGAAGUACUGAGUGUAUAUCAAUGUUAUGCAACACACAGCGAGGUACUCUGUUUGCGAUGCUUUAUGCUGGAUCGCUUCGCCUAUCUUCAUCUGGAUCGUAUCACCCUCUAAGUGUACAAUACGAAGCAGUGGAUGACUGAUGUUCGGUCUGUUAAUCUCGGACAACCGCAUGUGGUGUGCGU